Molecule: messenger RNA, 888 nt
Organism: Rhodotorula graminis WP1
Lineage: Eukaryota; Fungi; Basidiomycota; Microbotryomycetes; Sporidiobolales; Sporidiobolaceae
Exons: 1
Coding region: 6-827 (273 amino acids)
Source: RefSeq, a predicted model, not a curated record
GCAAGAUGCGCAUCGACCGUCAGUACCGCCGCCACGCGCUUGCUCCCACCUCGACACCGUCGAGCAAGAAGGUGCAGGACAUGCAGGACGCGGUCCUGCAGCUCACGCGGAUCGUCUCGAGCCUCACGACCGAGGUCGAGUCGCUCUACCUGCGCGUCGGGCGCAUCGAGCAGGCGCAGGCGCGCGCGCAGUGCCAGUGCGCCGCCGGCGCGGUCGACGUCGACGUCGGGCACGCCCCGCAGACGACCGCGUCGACCCUCGCGACGGACGCGCUCGAGGGUGGAGCGUCGCGCGACCUCGAGUCUCGCCCUCACGUCCACGCGUCGACGCGCCCUACCCUCCCCACCCUCUCGCCCGCCUUCUCCGUCCCCGAUGCUCCUCGUUCCUGCUCGAGCGCGCCAUUCGCGUUCGCGGCGCCGGCCACGGCGCACCCGGCCGUCUCGCCCACCGCCGCCGAGGACGACUGGCUCCUCAUCGAGCAGCGCACGAGCACGCCGGCACCGCCGCCUGCGUCGACGAGGGCACCGUCGCCGACGUUCUCGUUCUGCGGUGGAGCGACCGAUGGAGUCGAGAAGGGCAGCGAGAACGAGUCGAUCGAGCAGGGAGGUGACGAAGACGACGAGGAGCGCACGAGCCGCACCAUGCCGCCCAUCCCGACGAUGCGGUACAGCGUCGUCGUCGUCGGUCGCAGCAUGUACGUGCGGGGCCUGAGCGAGCCGGCGGCCGUCAAGGUGCAGCCGGCAGACGGCGGCGCGAAGGAGGACAAGAAGGAGGAGAAGGAAGAGCAGGAGGAGGAGGAGGAAAGCGCGCUCGAGCGUAUCGAGUGAGGGCGGACAGUCCGGUGUGGUGCCUUAGAUACUUUUCUCUUGCAUGCUAUACGUCGUUCUG